Lepisosteus oculatus (spotted gar) is the source of this 2838-nucleotide messenger RNA. RefSeq names its product G-protein coupled receptor 135. Gene Ontology annotation, molecular function: G protein-coupled receptor activity. The record is from RefSeq and is a predicted model, not a curated record. Lineage: Eukaryota; Metazoa; Chordata; Actinopteri; Semionotiformes; Lepisosteidae. Gene Ontology annotation, biological process: G protein-coupled receptor signaling pathway. Gene Ontology annotation, cellular component: endosome; plasma membrane.
UCAGAUCACCUAAGCAAAAGGAACGCUUUUCUUUGAUGCAUGAUGUAAUUUUUCUUUACAUGGCAUUUAUCAAGCAACCCCAUUUUCCUGACUACGUUGUUAAAUCUAAUUAGCUGGCCAACUGUCUUUAUCUGAUGUCUCGUUUCUUGUUCACAGAAACACUGCUUGCUAAGCGGAAAUAAAAUACAAAAGGGGUAUACAACCCAUAGCUGACCAGAAGGAUAAUUUGUCUGCGGCUUCUCCUCUACCCAGUUGUUAAAUUGUCGUUUUUCGUCUCAUUAUAGUCGCUGAACUCCCUCCCACCCAGCACAUUUGCGUGAAAAGACUAACGUAACCUGCCUAAAAUCGACCCUUCUUUAUUGCAAAGUGCGUAAUACCCGGAGCAGAAGCCCAUCACCGCUGCCUUGGUAACGGCACUAAACGUCACGGAGUCGAUCAGAGCCUCCAACAUGUGUACGCAGGCGGAGACUAGCGAAGGAGAAAGGGGGUCUGGGAGUGACUGAGGUGGCAAUUAAAAACAUUCAGAGCAAAGAUCAGCCCCUGCGAUUGUCAUGAACAACCAUGGGAAAAAAUGCAUCUUAUUCCGACUGUCGGGGGAUCCUGCAAUGAGCUAAGUACUGUCUUUUACACUUUGAGGUCUACGACACGAGAAAGGUCUCUGUAAAGGAUAUACGCCGUUUGCUUUGCUGUGUUUCAUUAAACGCUGAUCUAAAAUAUUCCAAAGUGAUGAAUCCUCUUCCAUUUCGUGGAUGCCCCCCAGUCGAGUCCGAUGGAUUUGUCCGCGAACAUUGCUUUGCUCGGCACCAGCAACACCUCAGCUGCCGAAAACACGUCGAGGACAAAUCCUGCGCUAGAAAUCUUCACCCUGACCCCCGCCCUGAGCUCCCUGGUCACCCAGCUCGACACUGGAAACCAGACGGGGGCCGGAGGCGACCAGGACCGACGCUAUUCCCCCGGAAAAGGCAUCGAGACAAACUCUCUCCUUCAUGGCAUCGCCGUGGCCGCCCAAGCCCUCGUCCUCCUUGUGAUUUUUCUGCUCUCAAGCUUAGGAAACGCAGCCGUCGUCAUUGUCAUCAUCAAGCACAGGCAGCUGAGGACUGUAACUAAUGCGUUCAUCAUGUCCCUUUCGCUGUCCGACUUCCUCACUGCUAUCCUCUGUUUACCAUUUUCCUUCAUCAUGCUCUUCAGCAGGGAUGGCAUGUGGAUAUUUGGGGACUGCUUCUGUAUAGCUAACGGCUUCUUCAACACCUGCUUCGGCAUCAUUUCCACCCUCACGAUGACCCUCAUUUCCUUCGACCGGUAUUACGCCAUAGUGAGGCAACCUCAAGAAAAAAUAGGGCGGAAGAAGGCCAUCCAGCUGCUGGUGGCCGUCUGGCUGACGGCGGUGUUUUUUGCCUUCCCGUGGUACUUGGUCGCACGGACAGCCGGGGACAUGGUGGUUCACAAGAGGGGGUUUUACCACUGCAUGUACGUCUUCCAUUCUGGCACCUCCAGAAUGGGCACAGCGUACAGCAUAGCUUUAAUCCUGGUCUGUUACCUCCUGCCCUUCGCCCUCAUGUGCUUCUGCCACUACAACAUCUGCAAGACCGUGAGGCUGUCGGAAAUCAGGGUGCGGCCGGUGACCACAUACGCGCACCUGCUGCGCUUUUACAGCGAGAUGCGGACAGCCACGACCGUCCUGAUCAUGAUUGUGUUCAUCAUCUUCUGCUGGGGGCCUUACUGUGUCAUGGGCAUCAUCACCGCCGUUGGGGACUACUCCUUCAAUCCAGUGAUGGAUACUGUAGCCAUAUGGAUGGCUUGGGCGAACGGAGCCAUCAACCCUCUGAUCUACGCGAUAAGGAACCCCAACAUAUCGAUGCUCCUGGGGCGCAACAGGGAGGAAGGGUACAGGACUAGAAAUAUCGCCGCCUACCUGUCCACGCAGGGCCAGGGCAGGGAAGCCCGGAGCCGCGCCGACAGGAUCAGGGACCGGUAUGUGAACAGGCACGGAGCUGGCAGCAGGUUGUCUUCCUCCAGCCCAGGAACCGGCGGCGAGCUGGCCGUGUGGGCGUGCAAAAACCCGGCGGUACUGUUCUGCCGGGACGGGCAUCCGGACACUGUGUCCGAACCUGCAGCGCCCAAAUCUGAAACUGCAGAUACGAGCCUUUGAAUAACCUUUGCCAUAAAUCCUGGCUGCAGCCAAUUUGGCAUUGCGGUCUGUGGGUGCAUUUCUAAACAAAUUAUUAUUAUUAUUAUUAUUAUUAUUAUUAUUAUUAUUGAGCCCUAGCGUGGUACCCAAUUCACUGGAAGGGCUUUAGUAAAUUGUAAAUAUUUGGAAACUGUGCCAAAAAAAAACGCAUUCCAAAAUAAUGUUCUUAAUUAACUGCGCAGCCAUUAACGCUGAAGGUGGUCAGCGGUUUAAACUUCAUUGCCUUUUAAAGUGCCAAUAUGCAGUAGCUUACACUGUGAAUAAUGAAAAGAGACCUGUCCGGAAAAGGGUUCUUUAUCGUUACUGUACUAUUGUAUUAAUCAUGUCACCCCCCAACUUUUCCAUUUACAUCGUUAAUCAUUUCAAUGACAUUCUCGCAGGUUUUUGGUUUUCAAAACCCUGUGUUAGGCAAACCGUUAUUAUUUCACAUUAUAAUUGAAAAUGAUCCGGGCUAUGCCACAUGUGGUGCAUCCCUUGUUACGCGCGAAGCACACAUUAUUAUGUGUGCAACAGUUUACGCCUGAACGAUCCUAACCUUGCCUCUGUGAAGAGCCCGUUACAGUAUUCCUUUACUGUUGUGAUGUACUGUAUAGAUAAGACAUUAUGUUGAAAUCAACCGAGAUCUUUAUUUCUGUUUUACCAAGAAGUUG